Molecule: messenger RNA, 1643 nt
Organism: Spinacia oleracea (spinach)
Lineage: Eukaryota; Viridiplantae; Streptophyta; Magnoliopsida; Caryophyllales; Amaranthaceae
Exons: 4
Coding region: 91-1431 (446 amino acids)
Source: RefSeq, a predicted model, not a curated record
GGUCUAAGAGACUAAGACUCUUAAGGUGGGCUAAUAGAAUCAAUUCAAAAAUAGGAUGGGUUUCUAAUACGGUUUUUUCCCUUUGCUAAAAUGGAAGAUGAGGAGAGAGAAAAUAAUGAUCAUAAUGAACAUCUUCUUCUUUCAUCAAAGUCGUCCCAAUUCUCACAAAAGUACAUCCUACAAUAUGAAGAUGAUGAAUUAAAGAAUCUAAGAGUGUUUCUGAGUUGGGCAUGUGUUGAUCAAUCAAACCCUUGGAAAACGAGCCUAUCAUGGUCUGUAUUGUUCUUGUUUAGUAUUGGGGUUCCAAUUUUAUCCCAUUUUGUAUUGCUUUGUUCAACUUGUGAUGAUGAAGAUCAUCUUCAACCUUUCGACUCUGUUGUGGAGCUUUCCCUUUCUUCAAUCUCUCUUAUUUCUUUCUUUAGCCUUACCAAUUUUGCUAGGAAACUUGGUAUUAGGAGGUUCCUUUUCCUUGAUAAACUUUACGAACAGAGCGAACGCGUUCGCUUCGGCUAUUCAAUUCAACUUCAGAGAUCAAUAAAAAUCCUAUGUAUGUUUGUGGUACCAUGUUUCAUCGGUGAUACGGCAUACAAAAUAUGGUGGUACACAACAGGAGGAAAUAAAAUCCCACACUUUGGGAACGUAAUAGUAAGCCACACUAUUGCUUGCUUCUUGGAACAAUGUUCUUGGCUAUAUCGAACAUCGAUCUUCUUCUUGGCUUGUGUACUCUACCGUGUUUGCUGUCAUCUUCAGAUACUUAGACUCGAUGAUUUUGCUCAAGUAUUUCAACUCGAAACAGAUGUUGCUUUGGUUUUAAUGGAGCAUCUUAGGAUUCGAAAGACUCUUAGGAUUAUCAGUCAUCGUUUUCGAACUUUCCUUUUGUUUACCUUAUUACUUGUUACUGCUAGCCAGUUUGCUUCCUUGCUUGUCACUACCAAGUCUGUUAGUAACAUUGAUGUCUACACUACUGGAGAACUCGCGCUUUGCUCCGUGACCCUAGUAACUGGAGUGUGUAUAUGCCUAAGAAGUGCAGCAAAGAUCACACAUAAGGCGCAGGCAAUUACUUCGUUGGCUGCAAAAUGGCAUGUUUGUGCUACAGUUGACUCUUUGGAUGCCAUUGAUACUGGUCUUGAAGUUCCAAUCACUACUACUACAUCAUUCUCGCCUCUUGCCUUCCCUUAUAAUACACACUCUGAUUCCGAUGAAGAAGAAGGUGACGGUGAUGACGACCUUGAUAACACUAAGAUGGUUCCUGUUUUCGCGCACACUAUUUCCUACCAGAAGAGGCAAGCUUUAGUGACAUAUCUCGAGAAUAAUAGAGCUGGGAUCACAAUAUAUGGCUUCAUGUUGGAUAGAUCAUAUCUCCAUACUAUUUUUGGAGUUGAAUUAUCCUUGGUACUUUGGUUGCUUAGCAAGACUGUUGGCAUUUCUUAAUUUCUUCCUUGCCAAAAAAAUUAAGUCAUUGCAAUUCAUUGGCCGCCCGGUCUUAUUUAAUUUCAUUUAUGUUCCUUGUAAAAAAAAAUAAAAAAAAUUCGUGUGUCUUAUAGGCUAUAUAUAGCAUUAUGAAAUGGUAGUAUGGUACAUAAUAUAGAAAAUUUUCAUAUUCAUGUAUUAUUAAGGAAAUGGAAAAUCUUUGUAAGUGCAAA